AUGAAGUACGCUGGUCUUGUCCUGGCUGUUGCCAGCACUGCAUUCGGUCAAUCUUUGAUUGAAGUGCUUGGUGGCCGACCUGAGUUGUCGCAACUCACUGGCUUGCUCAAUUCGUCUGGCCUGGCAGGUGAUCUGUCCAGCCUGACCAACAACACCCUCCUAGCACCCAACAAUGCCGCGAUCGGAGCCUUUCUGAACAGCUCGACCGGUGCCGCCGUGGCCACGGAUUCCGCUCUCGUACAGGCGAUUCUCCAGUACCAUGUCCUCCAAGGCAAUUACUCCACCGUCAACGCGACUGCUUUCAUCCCAACACUGCUCGUUCCUCCUCAAUACACCAACGUCACAACCGGCCAGGUCGUGCAGGCAAACGCUACGGGAAGCAAUGUGACUUUCUUCUCAGGAUUGUCGUCGAACUCUUCGGUGGUGAACGCCUCGAUCCCAUUCUCGGGCGGUACUAUUCAUAUCAUCAACAGAUUCCUCACUGUCCCACAAAACAUUUCAACGACUGGUGUUGCUCUCAAUCUCACCUCUGCUGUAGGUGCGAUUGGACAACUCAACCUCACACAGGCCGUCGAUUACUCUCCAGACCUCACUGUCUUCCUACCCAACAACGCUGCUUUUCAAAGAAUUGGAGGAAAUCUAGCGAAUCUGACCGUUGAACAAUUGGCUGGUAUCUUCGCCUACCACAUCGUCAAUGGUACGGUUUUGUACUCAACAGAUAUCCAGAAUGGUACCAGCGUUGAAACCACUGGUGGAAACGUCACUCUCACUCUUCAAGGUUCAAACGUCUUCGUUAACAAUGCACGAGUCAUCCGACCAAACGUCCUGGUCGCUAACGGUGUCGUCCACGUUAUUGACAGAGUCUUGAAUCCUGCCAACACGACCGCAACACCAAACGCUAGCACAACGGAGGAAGCGUUCCCAGGUGCAACCAGCGCUAGCAACGAGCCAUUUACUUCGGGCGUUCCAACCCCAACUUCAGCUGUCCCCACAACUUCAGCAGCUGGAGGUUCAUCAAGCUCUUCUGGUGGAGCAUGGCGACCAAUUGAGACUGGAGCCAUUGGUAUGGUCGCUCUCUUCGGUGGCGCUGCAGUAGUUAUGAAUAUUUAG
Messenger RNA from Lithohypha guttulata, 1110 nucleotides. RefSeq lists its product as uncharacterized. Gene Ontology annotation, cellular component: fungal-type vacuole membrane. Gene Ontology annotation, biological process: macroautophagy. Bases 1 to 1110 code for a protein of 369 amino acids. The transcript has 2 exons. The record is from RefSeq and is a predicted model, not a curated record. Lineage: Eukaryota; Fungi; Ascomycota; Eurotiomycetes; Chaetothyriales; Trichomeriaceae.